AUGAUGUAUGAUCCAACCAAAUUCGGCUUUGUUGGUUCUAUUCCUAGCGAGAUGUUGGAACGAGUUCCUCAAGAUAAUAAACCAAAAUCGAAAGAUGAGAAGGAUAAUAAAGCUUCUACAUCUAAAGGAAAAGAAAAGGUGAUUGAUGAUGAAGAAGAAAAGGAAGAGUUGUCUGAGGGUGAAAAGCUUGUCAGGAAGAAGCAUGAUUCUGAACUUGAUGAUAUUUUGAGAAUUCAUAAAGAAUUAGAAGAUCAAGAAAUGGAGGCUAAAGCUGCAAAAGUCACCUUGGAAACUCAGAAGUCAUUCUUCCCUCCGUGGACUCUGAAGAGGAUUCAAAAGGAGGCGGUUGAUGAACCGAGCACCAGUUGGUUCGAGCCUUUGGUAUCGUUUGAGCUGAAUAAUACUGCUGACUCUCAACUCGACUUUUCGAUCACUCCUAGGGCUUUUCUGUUUAGAUGCUUUGAGAAGAUUGAGAGAGCUCCAAUUUCUAACAAUGAUGCAAAUCAAAUGCUCUUCUCUUUCUAUCUUAAGUAUGGAAAGCCUCAAUUCAAAACAUGGAGUUGGAAAAAGAUUGUUGUUGUGAAGGUUUAUGCUCCAGUUCCAACUGAAAACUUCAUUAAUAUCAAAUCCAAAGAGUUUCGAGGAACAAUUCGUGUGGAAAAUGAUUUUACACUUGCUAAUUUACCUUCAUGA
Molecule: messenger RNA, 693 nt
Organism: Lactuca saligna
Lineage: Eukaryota; Viridiplantae; Streptophyta; Magnoliopsida; Asterales; Asteraceae
Source: the annotation of a GenBank genome assembly